AUGAAAGGUGCAUUUGAUUUGUUACUUUGGGAGGCUGCUCCUCCUCCUAAUUGGGUGAAGCUACACUUUGAUGGUGCAUAUGAUGUAAAAAAUGGAAGAGAUGGUAUGGGUGCAGUAGUACGUGAUGAAUUUGGAAGGAUGCAGGGUGCUUUGGCUGUUCCUGUUGAUGGUUCACUUAGUCCAUUAGCAACAGAAGCUGCAGCUUUAAGGUAUGGAAUUCUUUAUUGUAAAGAGUUGAGUUUUACUAAAGUUAAGAUUGAAGGUGAUGCUUUGAAUGUGUUGAAGGCUUUAGAUUGUAAUGACAUUGAUUUGAGUGAGAUUGAGGCUGUCAUUGAGGAUGUCAAACAUGUGAUGGUAGAGAUGGAGAUGGUUAAGUGGAAACAUGUUUGGAAAAAGUAUAAUCAGCUUGCUCGUGCUUUAGCCCGGUUAGCUUUGACUAUGGCUGAGAGUAUGUUUUGCAAGGAAAUUAGCCCUAUUUGGCUACAAGACCUUGUGGAGAAAUACACUACGUAA
Molecule: messenger RNA, 513 nt
Organism: Rosa rugosa (rugosa rose)
Lineage: Eukaryota; Viridiplantae; Streptophyta; Magnoliopsida; Rosales; Rosaceae
Exons: 2
Coding region: 1-513 (170 amino acids)
Molecular function (GO): RNA-DNA hybrid ribonuclease activity; nucleic acid binding
Source: RefSeq, a predicted model, not a curated record